Drosophila takahashii is the source of this 954-nucleotide messenger RNA. RefSeq lists its product as uncharacterized. NCBI's taxonomy places the organism in Eukaryota, Metazoa, Arthropoda, Insecta, Diptera, Drosophilidae. The record is from RefSeq and is a predicted model, not a curated record.
AUGGAAGGGAAAGCAGCGACGACCAGCGGGAGACGGCAGCGAGCAGCACGUGGUCGAGGACCACGUGUAGGAACGCGGCUGCCGUUCCUAUAUCCCAGGAGGGACGUCCGAGUCCGCCGAAGGGCACCACCGCGCAGGCCCCGCAGCCCGGUACUGCAACUGCUGGCUUCGUCGCUGGUCUCACCCCAAGCAACCAGGACUGGGCCCGAGUCUGACGACAGUCGACGGUGGAUGUACCCGGAUAGUCCGUCGGUGGGGUGGAAUAGCGGCGACAGCGGCAGCAAUUUUUCAGACUGGGAUGCAGGCUGCCCGAAUAUCUACGAUCCGCUAGGCAGCCCGGAGCCGGUGGCGUGCAUCAAGGGGUGGGCCAAGGGACCGUAUUCGGACGAGGACGACGCGGGAGAUGGCGACGUAGACGGCGGAGCGAGCGGCGGCGAGGCGACCGGCGGCACUGCAACCGGCGGAGCGAGCGGCGGCGAGACGACCGGACCCGAGGCCACCGGCAGGAGCCCGUGUACCUGUAGUGGCAAACGUCGACGCCGGUGCCACGAAGGACGGGCCGCCACCAGCAGAAGCAACGACCACAGCGGCAGAGGAGGCCGAGGAACCACGGGAUCCAAGGCUCCGGAAGACGACGACGACAGCGGCGAUGGACGUCGAACUGCCGGUCGACGCAGGGUAGCAGGCUGGGGAACCGCGGCCACCUCCGACACCGCCUCCACCGUCCAUGCACGGGGGGGCUGCCGCCGACGCCACCGCGGAGAACCUGGAGCGGGGCCGGCAGCGAUGAACGGAGGUGCAGCUGGAGGAUUGGCCGCACGAGGUCCACGCGGCGGUCCAACGCCAGCGGGGCAGGGCGAAGCGCCGGUGGGCGCAGCUGGUGUGGGCAGCGGGGCAGCGCUACCGCGUCCAAUGGGUCCAAGAGGGAUCCGGGUCCUGAAGGAGCAGGCGUAA